AUGGAGAUCAAUGGUACACAAAGUGAUCAGCUUUAUGCUCUCUCUACUGUCUACUUAGUGUUUCUCACUCCAAGUGUGAUUGGGAGUUUUUCUGUCCUGGCGGUUUCCAUUGUGAAAUGGAGGCAUCUGACAACACAGGUGCAUCUCCUGGUGCAGCUCGCCUUGGCAGACCUUCUGGCUGCUGUGAUCUUGAUGUUCACCAGUGCCAUGAACAUAGCUAAAACUGACAUCAAUGAAGACUUCUGCGAGUACAGCCUUCCACUGUCACUGACAUUUUAUUUUAUUUCAUUUCUGCUGGUGGUGGUUUACGCAUGGAAGUCCAAGAAUGCAAUCACAGGAUGGAGAGCGAGACCUACAGGGGAUGAGGGAGGACAGGGGAGAGAAAAUAAAUUCAUCAGCUAUUGUCUUUUCUUUGGCGUGAUUAUUGUGUUGCUGUCUUGCUCGGUAAUUUACUUCAAGGUUGGUAAAUGGUAUGAACAACAUGAGACAGUGGGUAUGUUUCCUGUGGAGGGAGAUGGACGUUCAAGAAGAAGAAUGAAAAGAGUAGUUUCCACAGCAAGAAAUAUGGUUAUCGUCAUCUUAUUCUGUUGGGCACCAGCUCUUUUCCUCAUAUUUACCCUGAUGAUACAUGUGGACCAAGAAAAGCUACUUAGUCUUUAUUUUAUACAGGCUGCCAGCGUGUCCCUGCAAGGCUUCCUGAACAGUAUGGUUUAUGCCUGGAGACGUCCCAACUUUACAGAGGCCGUUCUUGGGGAGAAAUCACCUCUGCUUAGACAUGAUCACCGGUCCUUCUUUGAAGAAUCACUGAUCCAUCACCCAUCCCCUUCUUGA
This is a messenger RNA of Scomber japonicus (chub mackerel), 831 nucleotides long. RefSeq lists its product as uncharacterized. NCBI's taxonomy places the organism in Eukaryota, Metazoa, Chordata, Actinopteri, Scombriformes, Scombridae. Bases 1 to 831 code for a protein of 276 amino acids. Gene Ontology annotation, molecular function: G protein-coupled receptor activity. The transcript is spliced from 9 exons. Gene Ontology annotation, biological process: adenylate cyclase-activating G protein-coupled receptor signaling pathway. The record is from RefSeq and is a predicted model, not a curated record. Gene Ontology annotation, cellular component: plasma membrane.